Messenger RNA from Scheffersomyces coipomensis, 789 nucleotides. RefSeq names its product mitochondrial 54S ribosomal protein uL10m. The record is from RefSeq and is a predicted model, not a curated record. Gene Ontology annotation, cellular component: mitochondrial large ribosomal subunit. Gene Ontology annotation, biological process: translation. Bases 1 to 789 code for a protein of 262 amino acids. The transcript has a single exon. NCBI's taxonomy places the organism in Eukaryota, Fungi, Ascomycota, Pichiomycetes, Serinales, Debaryomycetaceae. Gene Ontology annotation, molecular function: structural constituent of ribosome.
AUGUUAUCAAUUACUAGAUUAAGAGGCUGUUUGUUAGCUUCAAGAGGGACCAUAGUGCCCAGUCUCAGACAGAAAUCAUUUUCUCCCCUUGCAUUUUAUACUACCCAAGCAUCAUCAUCUAAUAUAACCAAUAAUUCUUCAACGGCUGAUUAUUAUUUAUCAUCUGAUAGAAUCACUGAAAAGGAUUUAAACUCCAGAAAGACCUAUUUAAUGGAUUUAUAUAAACAUAUCAAUGAUACCAAUGAAAUCUUAUUAUACGUCCAUCAUAAUAAUUUAAAUAAAGCUGAUAAUAAGAUUGUUAGAUCUGAAUUAUCCAAAAUUAAUAAUUCAACUUUUCAUUAUCUCAGAGUUGGAAUAUAUAGAGUGUACCUUAGAAAUGAAACUGAUUCCGAUCCUGCUGCCAAGGGAGUGACUUCCAAAUAUAAGGAUGUAGAUCAUCCUUUAUCUCCCCUUUUAAAUGGGCCAACUGCUAUUAUAUCGAUUCCAAAGGGUGAUCCUGAAAAUGUCAGUAAAGUCCUUAAAUUAAUUAAGAAACAUCAAGAUAGAUUGAUUUUAAUCGGGGCUAAAGUUGAAAAAUCGGUGUAUGAUAUUGAUCAAGUUAAUGUUUAUAAAGAUUUACCUGAUCAAUUAACUUUACAAAGUCAAUUAGCAGGUUUAUUAACUAUAUUAGGAGGAGCUGGAUUAGUUAGAACUUUAGAAACUGCUAGUACUCAUUUAUAUUUAACUUUAGAAGAAAGAAGAAAAGACAUUGAUCCAAGUGAGAAGAAGGAAGAAGAAGAAGGUAAUUAA